This is a messenger RNA of Lasiodiplodia theobromae, 1986 nucleotides long. RefSeq names its product Glycerol uptake facilitator protein. The transcript has 4 exons. Gene Ontology annotation, molecular function: water channel activity; glycerol channel activity. The record is from RefSeq and is a predicted model, not a curated record. Lineage: Eukaryota; Fungi; Ascomycota; Dothideomycetes; Botryosphaeriales; Botryosphaeriaceae. Gene Ontology annotation, cellular component: plasma membrane. Gene Ontology annotation, biological process: glycerol transmembrane transport; water transport. The coding region runs from base 1 to 1986 and encodes 661 amino acids.
AUGUCUUCGCCAAGCGGAAGGGGGGACAAAUGCGACUUUAUGGCCCAUCCAAACAGCUCGUCCCAAGUGCCAUCGACCAGCGACCUCUCCAAUGCUCAACGAACCUCCAGCAAUGAUGAUACCUACUCGGAGCUAGAUGGCCAGCACCUACUCUUCCCAGGGCAACGGGGCCCAGCUAAGGGAGAAGCUGCCCAUGACGAGCAUGAAUCAUCGGCACAAGUCAAUAAGGAAAAGCUCGAUGACCUUUUGGCAUUGGUUGAGAAGAGCCAGAGGCAAAUUCAGCAACUUCUCCAGUCACAGCAAGCUGUACGCGACGCAAUGGAUGGCAUAACACCGCAGGAGCUGCAGCAAGUGGCCCAGUCGAGGAAGAAUAAUGAGCAAAACUGCAACAUUCGCCGUAACAGCAGUAAGAAGACUACCGACUCUAAGUGGUCAGGAUUGCACGAUGUAUCAGUUCGACCGGACGAACCUUUCCACAUACCUCCGCAUGCAAAGUUUCAGCCUCCCAUCGAUGAUGAUUACUACCAGCAGAACCCUUGGUAUGGUCAACCGCCGAAACGCCCUGUCUUCGGUCUUGGAGGCCCGCUCCCUCAUUCUGUCCGCCAAUAUGCCAAGAGUUCGGAGAAAAAAGCUGCCCAGAACCUGGAUCCGGAGAUGGGUCAAGCGGGUCCGCAGGAUCCGGAGAAACAUAGCCACAAGCCUACACACAGUCUAGCGAAGAAGUUACCCCAUCGACUAAGUAGCAAGCAGAAACAUCAGAGAGAUGUAGCCCAAAAACAUGCACUUAGGAAGAAUCCGCAGCGCAAAACUACCGUCGAGAGCCCACAAGAGACAGAGGUGCACCAGUACAACGAGAAGCAGACUGCCGAGGAUCAAGCUUCCGCAGACCAGGUUGGCAUAGAUGGACCUACCCCACAGAAUGGCUACGGACGAUCUCAGGAGAAUGUGGGCCCUUUUGCCAGCUUCGACAAAAUUGGAGAAGACUAUGACGCUGAGGAUGAGAGUAACGCGGAUGAUACGGAAACCAACGGGCAGAAUGGGCAGGAAGAAGAUAAUGCUGAGAAUACUGAUUGGGCCAUCGACGCUGAACCUCUCGGACAGUACGAGAGGGAGGAAGAGGCAGAAACGGGCGAAAAGGAUCCAAACGAACUGCGGAAUUGUUGGGCUAGGCUGCGCGCCAAACACCCCGAGCCUCUUGCUGAGUUUCUUUGCACAUUGGUUUCCAUUUUCCUCGGCAUGUGUGCAACACUCCAAGUCAACCUCGCCAACGGUACGUAUGGUUCUUACGAAACCAGCUGCUGGGCGUGGGGCAUCAGUUUCAUGUUCGGCAUCUACCUCGGCGGCGGCGUGUCAGGCGCGCACAUGAACCCGGCCAUCUCGUUCUCGCUCUGGCUCUUCCGCGGGUUCCCACGGAAGCAGAUGUUCGUCUACUGGCUGUGCCAGCUGCUCGCGUGCAUCUGCGCGGCGGCGCUCGCGUUCGGCGUCUUCCACGACACGAUCCGGCACGUCGACCCAGACCUGGUGGACACGGCGACGUCGUUCUACAGCAAGCCGCAGGCCUUCGUCAGCGCGACGACGGCCUUUUUCACGCAGUUCAUCGCGGCGGCCGUCAUGAUGAUGAGCGUGCUGGCGCUCGGCGACGACCAGAACAACCCGCCGGGCGCGGGCCUGCACGCCUUCGUCAUGGGCCUGCUCGUCACGGCGCAGAAGAUGACGCUGGGAUUCAACACGGGCGUCGCGCUCAACCCGGCCAGCGACUUCGGGCCCCGCCUCGUGUGCUUGAUGGUCGGGUACAAGACGCCCAUGUUCACUGAGCGCGGGUUCUGGUGGCUGUGGGGUCCGUGGGGCGCGGCGGUCGCGGGAAGUGUCGUGGGGUGCUGCAUGUACGAUGCUUUCGUGUUCGUGGGCAGCGAGAGUCCGAUCAACUACAAGAUGGGGAGCGACAUCACGGAGAGGCUGGAGAAGGUCAAGAGGCUUGCUAAAUGA